GUGAUCGUGUGGUGAUUUGGGAUUGGAGGAAUUGAUGCUGCCAUACGAGACUCUCGACGCGAAGAAGGGCCGCUACUUUAUAUUUGAAGGCGUUGUUCGGUUGUCUGUGUGUAAACGAUGUGGAAGGCAUGGCUGCCUACCACGACGGGCUGCUACUUCCCUCGCUUCUUGCUGCAACAGCCUAAGGAAAUGUAUACCCGGUGGCGGCCGGCCAGGCCUCUACUGGACACAGCCACCUCACCUUCGACAACAGGCAGCACGGCCGUAGGAAACGCAAGCCGCCAUUUCAACUAGGAUGGGGGGCCUACCGAUAAUUUCUGCCUUCCAACGAUUACUUGACAACACCUACCUGGCCGACAUCCCCGACCGCUUCCACUUCCUCCGAGGAUCGAACCCGCAAAUCAACUUCCUCUGCGCAGGUACGGAAAGCGCGCGUCACUGCCUCGGCUGGUUGCUCUUGCCUAUGCCAGUCGCUAUAUUUCGGCAAGGUACCUAUCAAACAGGCAUCUGGCGGCCCCGAACACACGAACCUGCUAUCGGAACCACUUCGACCUGCCGCCUUGCGGCCUCAUUACCUCUCCUCCGCUUCAGUCUCUCCACCUUAAGUUUGCAACGCGUCCACGACGACGCGCGAGACAAGACUCUCCUCCGCCAACCUGCAGGAACACCAACAGGCUCCGGCAGGCAGAGGCAAGGGUCAACCAAGGCCAGUGGAAGAAGGCUGAGAAGCUACAGCUACAGAUUAUGGAGAUAUGGUAGAGGGUGCUUGGAAAGGAGCAUCCCGACACGCUGUCGAGCAUGGCCAACCUGGUGUCGACGUUUUGGAACCAAGGCCGAUGGAAGGAGGCCGAGGAGCUGGAGGUGCGGGUGAUGAGGACGAGAAAGAGGGUGCUUGAGAGGAGCAUCCCGACACGCUGAUGAGCAUGUACAACCUGGCUGACACUUGGAAAUCUCAGAAUCAGUGGAAAGAUGCCUUUCAGCUUCUGCAAGACUGCGUUCGCCUCAGAGGGAACGUUCUUGGUAUGGAUUAUCCACAUACCAUAUCUUCUGCAUCAGCCCUGUCGGACUGGGAACUACAGUUCGGGGAAAGUAGCCAUGAGAUUCCAUGAUACCCCUAGAUAAUGGAUGCUUUUAUUUAUACAUAAGGCAGUUAUACUGUGAUGAAUACGGCGCAAGUGC
This is a messenger RNA of Colletotrichum phormii, 1179 nucleotides long. RefSeq lists its product as uncharacterized. The record is from RefSeq and is a predicted model, not a curated record. The transcript has 2 exons. NCBI's taxonomy places the organism in Eukaryota, Fungi, Ascomycota, Sordariomycetes, Glomerellales, Glomerellaceae. The coding region runs from base 296 to 871 and encodes 191 amino acids.